Molecule: messenger RNA, 1909 nt
Organism: Lepidothrix coronata (blue-crowned manakin)
Lineage: Eukaryota; Metazoa; Chordata; Aves; Passeriformes; Pipridae
Gene: APLF
Product: aprataxin and PNKP like factor
Exons: 8
Coding region: 259-1230 (323 amino acids)
Biological process (GO): double-strand break repair
Cellular component (GO): site of double-strand break; nucleus
Molecular function (GO): DNA-(apurinic or apyrimidinic site) endonuclease activity; 3'-5' exonuclease activity
Source: RefSeq, a predicted model, not a curated record
CGCCGCGGACGCGUGGCACAGGCUCUCCACGUCCAGGCCGCCGAAAAUCCGGGAGCUCACCUCGGGAGGGAGGGCGGACACGAAGUCCCCCUGUCCUCCUCCUCCUCCCGGUCCUCCUCCUGCAGCGCUGUCUCGGCCGCCGGCGCUCUCCGCGUCCAUCCCCGCGGCCCCGGGGCGGGGCGGCGUCACCGCGGCCGCUGUCGCGAAAAAACUCAAGAGGCUGAUGCAGAAGAAGCACCAACUGUUCAUGCUGUUGAGAUGUCCUGUAUUCCAUUGUUAAUGGAACCGUCACAUUCCAGCUCUGAGGUACAGGGAGCUGCAAAAAUGAGAAAUUAUGAUGCUGCCUCUAGACAUCUGGUUCCUCUUUCUGACGAUAAUGACAGUGAACAGUCAAAAUCUAUUCAAAGAAAGAGAGUGCUUCCAUCUUGGAUGCUGGAAGGAGAUCUCCUGGUGCAGAGGGUGUCUGAGCCCGUAAUGACAGCAGCUUUGCUGUUCAUUAGGUGCGUUAAUAACAGCUGCUGUGCUAUUUUCUCUUCGUCAGAUUAUAAGAAUACAUCUGGAUUUCCUCUUGAGAAUACCACGAGAGAUAUGGAAGGAAAUGGCGAGACUGGAACAAAAAACCCCGGAAGUUCUCUGGAAAAAAAUUAUAGGCAGCUGCAUAGCAAAUGUUCUAGAAGAGUAGGUCAGACCUCCAGUAAAGACAAUAGAAUUGAGAAAACAGAAAACAAAGAGCAGAGUACUGGUUCUACAAGCCAACAAGCUCACUGGGGCGGGACUUCCCAAUAUUGUGGUGCCCAGGAAGGGAUUCUUGAGCCUGAUGAAAGUAUGGAUUGCGAGACUGAGAUUUCUGAUUCAACCAGAAGUGCAGAUGCUUCAGAAAGCUCCAAAAAGAUCCAGCAUAAGAGGACACCUUGCAUGUAUGGAAGUGCCUGUUACAGGAAGAACCCACAGCACAAGCUGGAAUACAAGCACACUGCACCUCCAGGAACUGAAAGAGGAACCCGACAACGAACUUCAAGAAAUGGAAAAAGGGCUGUGGAGAAAGACAGUGCCAAUGAUGGUGAAGCCAAUGAGUAUGACCUCAAUGACAGCUUUAUAGAUGAUGAGGAAGAGGAGUGCGAACCUACUGAUGAGGACUCAGACUGGGAACCAAGUUCAGAAGAAAAGGACAAUGAGGAUGUUGAAACACUUGUGCAAGAUGCAGGUAGAUUUCUUAAGACCAAAAAAUAGCUGGUUGGAACGAUGCUAUGAGUGUCCAACGUGGUUCUGUUAAGACGUUGUUGGACAGAGGAGAGGAAUUGUUUGAAAACUUUUUCUCAGUGAUGUAGGAGUUACAGGAAGAUUUUAGUGGGGUCGGGGGAUUCAGCAAUGCCUUUUUGUCCAUAUGUAUUAUUUUGGGGGUGGUGGGGUGCUUUUUUUGUUAAGUGGUGGACCCACUAGGAUAGAGCUCUGAAAAUUUUGGUUGUUUUUUCUUUCUUUUCCUCAUCUAUUUGUUUUACAAUGCCCUUGGUGUCUCUUAUUUUGAAAUACAAUUUUAAAGGUUGUUAAAACUUCAUCUCCCUGUGCUUGAAAGAAAUACUGGCAUUAGGAAAGCCUAAACCAUUUCUUAAUGUUCCUUUGAGUUAGUGCAGUUUUAAACUUCAUUAUUCUGCUUGCAGUUUUCCUUUUAGGUAUCAUUUUGUUGGUUGUCUUAAGGUACAGUAAUUAAAUACAAAUUGUCUAAAUCCCUUCAGAACAGUAUCUCAAGUGUAUUGAACCACUUGGUUGGCUCAACAACAGUUAUGGUGUAUUUGCUCCGAUUACAACAGUACUUCUUUCCAUGCCCGUAUAUCACUGGAAUUGUGUUCAGUUCUCAGCAAAGCUGAAGUCUUGAUGACUGACUGUAUUUUUGCACAAAUAAACUUGUAAC